Messenger RNA from Sipha flava (yellow sugarcane aphid), 3112 nucleotides. RefSeq names its product coagulation factor XII-like. Gene Ontology annotation, biological process: proteolysis. The transcript has 9 exons. Gene Ontology annotation, molecular function: serine-type endopeptidase activity. Lineage: Eukaryota; Metazoa; Arthropoda; Insecta; Hemiptera; Aphididae. The coding region runs from base 270 to 1907 and encodes 545 amino acids. The record is from RefSeq and is a predicted model, not a curated record.
UACAUUGUAAUUGCACGUUACGAAAUAUCAAAACGGUUUACGCGCGAUAAAAGACGAAAAUUGAAUCGUGUACAGUUUAUUUGCACAUAUCGUAGUACGUUUAUUUAUGUAGUGCGGUACCUGUGUGCGGGAUUCGGCGGGACUGCGAGGGACGCGUUACACCGGUGCUUCGACCACAGUUCGAGGAUACACCAGGGCCGUAACGCAUCGUUGUAAACAUUUCGAAUCGUGAAACAACACUAAUAGUCAAGGAGAUCUCAUAUGUGAACAUGAAUGUCGACGGAAACGUAGAACAUGUUGUUAACAGCCCUUUAGUUUUGAACUCUGAAGUGUGCGACCCAGGAAAAUGUCAAGUCGGUGAAAUGGAAGGCUUGUGCAUUAGCGGUGAAUCGUGUUUCAAACACGGCGGCCAGAUCGGAAACCCUUGCAACGGAUCGAGUAAUCUGUUUUGUUGUACAUUUUUAUUAACAUGCGGUGACGUCUCUAAUCAAAAAAUUACCUACUUGCAAUCCCCUGAUAAUCUGAAGACUGAUACUGGGAGUUUGGCAUGCGAUUACGAUUUGAUUGUGCAAAAAGAUACGUGUGCUGUUCGAGUGGAUUACGAAAAAGUGAAUCUCGCCAGUAAAAUAGGAGGAGUAUGCGAUAUCGAUCAGGUUUACAUUUUGAACUCCAACGACGGGCCAACAAGCGGUCAGUGCGGAGCAUUAAGCGGUUACAGUACCGUCGUCGCCGUGAAACCAAAUCAAGAAAAACCUUUGAAAAUAGCAAUAGUCGUGCAAAGCGAACCGGCCGAAUAUUGGUUGAUCAAAGUCUCGCAAAUAAGUUGUGCCGAAAUAAAACCAUUCAAAGAGUCGCCGGACUGCGGCAAGUCGUCCAUCGAACAGCCGUUGAACGACGGCCGCUUCGACGAGCCGCCGUCGCCGCACCUGACGCCGUCGUCGGGCACCGGCCACUGUGACGGCCGCACCGGUCCGGAUAGGCGACGGCUGCGUGGACACCAGAAGUCCGUCGAACACCAUACGGCUGCGGUACUGGGACGGUGGAGCCGCUCGGCACCGCCAACCACAGCGUUGAACGUUCGUGGCGGCCAUCGUCGCCGGACACCGGCCAAAGAACAGCGACCAGAGUUCCUAGACAGCGGCGGCAGUGGCGGCGGCGGCAGUACCAGUGGCGGCGAGAAUCGAAGAAUUAUCGGCGGCACCGACGCGGCCAUAGGCGAACACACGUGGCAGGUGGCCAUAGCUCUGAAUGGGCUGUUCUUCUGCGGCGGAGCGCUCAUCGACGACCAGUUCGUUAUCACCGCCGCCCACUGCGUCAUGACAAGGAACACGCCGAUGGACGACUUGACGAUACACCUGGGUGACUACGACCUGACCGCGGACAACGAGACAGAACACCAGGUGCGGAAAGUGUCGCGCGUGAUGUUCCACUCGCAUUUCCAUCCGUUCCUGUUGGACAACGAUAUCGCACUGCUGCGACUCGACCGGCCGGUCUUUGCCAGCAAGACCGUGCGUCCCGUCUGUUUGCCGUCCGCCGCCGCAGGCGGCUCGUACGUGGGCGAAAAGGGCACUGUCCUGGGAUGGGGCGUCACGUCGUUCCCAUUUGGCGACCCCAGCCCUACGCUGCAGAAAAUCGCCGUGGAAGUCUUGUCGAAUUUCCAGUGUUCCCGCGUCAUCGAAGAUCACGUAGGCCUGGGCAUGCUGUGCGCUGCCGCCCCGUCGCUGCAAGGGACGUGCUUUGGAGAUAGCGGUGGCCCUCUGACCGUGGAACGGGACACGGGACAGAAUGUUUUAAUCGGUCUUGUCAGUUACGGUGUGACGGGCUGCGCGGUAAAAUCGGCAUUUCCCGAUCUGUACACCAGAAUAUCCGAGUACACCAAAUGGAUUGACGUCAGCACAUCCUUGUAAACACUGGUAUGAUAUGAUCUAUCAUUGGUAAACGAAACUUUUAGCGUGAAACGUUAUUAGCGAUCACUUAUCUUGUACAUUCACCACCACCACCACCAACACCACCCAUAUUCGCUCUACGUAGUAUAAUUUGUUAUUAUAAUUUAGAGAUAAUUAAACUCCGCGCAAGACACGCGAAGAUACGUGAUAUUUUAAUCAUGUUCUAUACGUGUGUACUACUGCAGCUGUAUUCAUGCACGACGUUAGAUUAUUACAUUCCGAUUUCCCAUUAUGGUAAGUUAUAAUUUUCCAUUUCGACGAAAGCGCACCGCAGACGUCAUUAAUAAUUUAAGUCCUGUAGCAACAACACAAUAACUUAAUAUACGUACAACAGCGCCUAUCUAUGACUACUAUUUUCAGUAUUACUAUUAUUAUGAUUAUUAUUAUUAUUAUUAUUAUUACCCUACGAUGUAUUGUUUCGUAAGAGGCGACGACGUGUAUAUAACUGCAACAAAGUGUCGAAAACGUUGGACUAGUAAGGCGGUGUGUUCACGGCAAUACGAAUUCAUCGUGAACCUGUUUAUUCUCUGUAUGCGGAUUAAAAGUUUUAUAACAACGGUAACUGCACUUACGCUUUGUAUACUUACAUAACGUACACCCGCACGACAGUGAUGAGUGGAAGACAAUUUAUUAUUAUUAUUGUUUGGUUUGAGUUUGGUCGUCUAUUCGAUAUAAUAUUUUCCACGAAGUAACAAAUAUGUACAAACACGCUGUGUAACCGUGAUGAAAAAGUCUAAAUAAAAAAGAUCAAUAUUUGAAACGAUAACAUUACAAAUAUGGGUAUACUAUUAUUAAUUUUAUGAAAAAGAAAUUAUAUUUAUUAGGAAACGAUAUCGAGAAAACCUAUACUAUUUCUUAUUGUCACAAGCGCAAAUAUUGUUAGAGAUUUAAGAGGGUGCUUACAAAUGUACAAUAUUGUAUUAUAGUUAUCAUUUAUUUUUGGGAAAGCUAUAAAGUCUACAGAUUUCCAUAGUGUAAACCAUUUGGGAGAGGCUUAGCAUCCCUUUUGGUUCCUCAUCUUAUUUUCAACUAUACUUAUUGUUAUAUUUAUAAUUAAAUGAUUAAUUAAGUAAUAAAAUAUUUCGUUUUGUAAACUACUUCCAUAUAUGAACAUUGAUUAGCUUUAAUUUAAAUUAUUAGAUUAUAGUUUUGUAUAUUAGAAAUAA